This is a messenger RNA of Talaromyces amestolkiae, 1380 nucleotides long. RefSeq lists its product as uncharacterized. The transcript has a single exon. Gene Ontology annotation, molecular function: monooxygenase activity; FAD binding. The record is from RefSeq and is a predicted model, not a curated record. The coding region runs from base 1 to 1380 and encodes 459 amino acids. Gene Ontology annotation, biological process: secondary metabolite biosynthetic process. NCBI's taxonomy places the organism in Eukaryota, Fungi, Ascomycota, Eurotiomycetes, Eurotiales, Trichocomaceae.
AUGUCUUCCAACGGGCCAGGUAUUCAGUUGAAAAUCACAGUCAUCGGAGGUGGGAUGGCCGGCCUUGCAUCGGCAAUAGCACUCUCAGACAUGAACCCCAACCACCAAAUUACAGUUUUAGAGUCAAACGCAUCCCUCAGCGAAUUCGGCGCCGGACUGCAGCUCUUCGCAAAUAGUACUCGUAUCCUACACAGAUGGGGACUAACUCCCGCCCUGGAAAAAGUUGCCUUCCAGUGCUCUCACUUGUCUAUUCGCCGCUGGGAGGAUGAUGCAGAAUUAACCUUCAACAUGAACAACCCUUCCAGUACAUGGCUCUAUGGUUGGCCCCAAUGGCAGAUCUACAGACCAGACUUGCAGAAAGCGCUCUUCGAACGCGCGAAAGAGUUUCCAAACGUAUCUAUUUUAUUUGCCAAGUCCGUGAAAUCCGUAGACGCUGUGACUGGUACCGUCUAUACGGUUGACGGGGAGGUUUUUGAGGCGGAUCUGACGGUCGCAGCGGAUGGGAUUUGGUCUCGGACCAGGCGAUGCUUACCGGCAUCAAAGGAUGUGUCCCCAACGGCCUAUCGGGAACAUCACUACCGUGCCGUGAUUCCACGGUCCCGGAUGCUCUCAAAUCCCAUUACUGCACCUUUUAUAGCUUCCCCAGAGGCAAAAUUAUGGGUGGGGCCCGGCGUAUUUGUAUUGGCAUAUACAGUUGCCUCAAAGGAGUUGUACAACCUUGUUGUUGGUGUCCCUCGGCCGAGCGAAGGGGUACCUGUCGGGUCUUGGAAUCACCCUGCCAACCUUGAGACAAUGCGCGGCCUUUUAUCUGGAUGGUGUGAGGAAGUGCAAGCGCUGGCUUCUCUGGUUCAAGAGGACUGUGUUUCCUGGACCUUAGGCGAAGUGCCCCCUAUUCCUAGCUUUGUUAGUACAUCUGGAAGGGUAGCGCUGGUUGGAGAUGCGGCGCAUGCUCUCCUUCCACAUGCGGCGCAGGGGGCCGGAAUGGCAUUCGAGGAUGCGGCUGCUUUAUCGGAGUUCGUAAGACAUCUGAGGUCAAAAGAGGAUCUACCGAAGGUGAUGAAUGCUUGGAGCCACUUUAGACAGGCUCGUGUGGAUCAUUUACGCAAUACCAGCCGAGGCAAUGCAAGUGACAUGACACUUCCUGAUGGAGAGCUUCAGAUUGCGCGGGAUAUGAAAUGGAACACUAUUCGCGAUAAACAGCGGGCACAGUGGGCUGAGCUUGGACUUGAGAAGAUUAGAGAGAAGAUGAUCCGGGAAAAACCUACGCCUGAUCCAGAUUGCAAAAGCACGUUUGAGCCUGGUGGUAGAAUGUGGGUCUAUGGAUAUGAUAUAUAUGAGAACAGUAGAAAAUUCUGUCGUGAACAUCUGGAAUGGCAGUGA